This is a messenger RNA of Lingula anatina, 1720 nucleotides long. RefSeq lists its product as uncharacterized. The record is from RefSeq and is a predicted model, not a curated record. Lineage: Eukaryota; Metazoa; Brachiopoda; Lingulata; Lingulida; Lingulidae. Gene Ontology annotation, biological process: regulation of apoptotic process.
UUACUCUGUGCGUUGAAUUAUAUUGCGUAAAAGGAACAAUAUUUACCUGUCAAUAACGAGCUUUUAGGAAAAGUUUCCGGACGACAAAGGUUAAUCCCACAGGAUCGAUUCCCGUGUAAAAAAUCGUUACCAUAGAAUGCAUUGUUUUAUUCUUUCUGAUUUGCAGAGUAAAACUGAUAAAGACUCCAGUCCGUUAAGACGGGCGCAUCUGCCAACGAAUGUGGUCAACAGGGAUGCACAGAUUAACUCCAUGAUUGAUAUGUUGCUGGUCAGAGUGACCGCCGCCUUCCAUAAAUUCUGUGAUGUCCUACAAGUGACUGGUCACCACCUAUUGGCUGACCACUUGCGAAAUGAGGCUUUAAGUGCCAGUGAAAGCAAGGACUUCCCGGGAGGUGAGACACCUGAACCCGACGUCUUCCGUAGAUUUCCUUCCUUGAAUAAGGCACUUUCAGAUGUAGAGAAGCAGGUUCUAGACGGCUAUAUCAAAGAGAGGGAACGUGAAGCAGCCCUGACCGCACUAUGGAAGGGUCAAAGCCGCGAGAAACAGAUUGCGUUAGAUGCGAAACAGAAGCAAAUGGAGGAAUCCUGGGAACACAUGGAGGUGAUGCAGAAGAAAGACGUGCUGAUCCACCGCCUUGAAGACGAGUGUCAGAAGGCGCAAGAAGCCCUCCAAGAAAAAACAGCGGAGUACAUGAAGCUGCUUAGGAACGCAGAAGAAGCAAAAGAGAAGCAUAAACUCCAACUAGACACACAAAUGAACUUUAACUCCGCCAACGACAGCACGCUGCGUCGUCUGCAGGAGCGGAUCACGGAGAUGGAGACCGCUCUCAACGACAUGGACGCUUACAUGGAGGAAAAACUCCGAAAGGUGGAGCCACCGACUGAAGAGGCUCCUCUUGACAUCCAGCACCUGGACAACAAACAGGUGAGGGAGAAGAGGGUCAAAUCGUUCUUAGACCACUUUGACCGCCUUUACCUGAUCAGUCGGAAGUACGAGGACGCUCUCCAGGAGAGACAAGACGUGCUGAAGCUUUUCGCCAUCGAGGCAGACUCAAAACCGUUCUAUGCACACAUGCGUAACUUCCAUGACAGCAAUUCCGACCGUCUGGCGCGGCUCUUCAAGGAGCUGGAGCACCGCGAGACGAGGAUCUCAGAGGUGCAAGACGAGGUGGCCAAGGUGCAGGGAGAAAAAGCGGACCUAGAGAAGACGAUCGAAGACCUGAACGCCCAACUUGCAGAAAGAGACAAGCAGAUCCGAGACCUGAAGAAAGAGAUACAGGUCCUCCGUUCACACUCUCUCACUGGGAAGUCGGCAAAGAAUACCUCUCCGCGAACCAUUGAGCCCGGGUACGUUCCAAGCGGGCACCGCCAGCGUGCGGACAGCUACGAGGACCCGCACCACCAGCCCUCCCUCACCCCAUGGGGAAAGACACCCACCAACAACGGCCUGAUAGACAUGCACGAUGACCACCCCCUCACCAAGCCACCAAAAUUCCUCACGCCGCUGCCUCACGGGGACAGUUCCCAGGGAAGUCCCCACGGGAUAUCCCCGAGGCACAACCGCGUCGAGACCCUGGCUAUGAAGUCUGCGACCACCAAGGGCGCCAUCAUGCGGCCGUCAGGGAAACCUCUCUCGCCUAACAGCGCCAACGUUGUAAACCUUAGUAUACCUCAGCACCAACUUCUAACAGGGGGAAUCACUAGGAAAAAGAGGUUCUAA